GAGUCGCUCCCCAGUCAUGGGCUUCUCCGCCCUAGUCGCCAGCGCCCUGUGCACCUUCCUGCUGCCCCUGCUACUCUUUCUGGCUGCCGUCAAGCUCUGGGACCUGUAUUGCGUGAGCAGCCGCGACCCCAGCUGCCCGCUCCCGCUGCCCCCGGGCACCAUGGGGCUCCCCUUCUUCGGGGAGACGCUGCAGCUGGUGCUGCAGAGGCGGAAAUUCCUGCAGAUGAAACGCAGGAAAUACGGCUUCAUCUACAAGACUCACCUCUUUGGGCGGCCCACGGUACGGGUGAUGGGCGCCGAGAACGUGCGGCACAUCCUGCUGGGCGAGCACCGGCUCGUCUCCGUGCAGUGGCCCGCCUCGGUGCGGACCAUCCUGGGCUCGGGCUGCCUCUCCAACCUCCACAACGGGCAGCACAAGCACCGCAAAAAGGUGAUCAUGCGCGCCUUCUCCCGGGACGCCCUGCAGCACUACGUGCCCGUCAUCCAAGAGGAGGUGAGCGCCUGCCUGGCGCGGUGGCUGGGCGCCGCCGGGCCCUGCCUGCUCGUGUACCCCGAGGUGAAGCGCCUCAUGUUUCGCAUUGCCAUGAGAAUCCUGCUGGGCUUCCAGCCCCGCCAGGCCAGCCCCGACGGCGAGCAGCAGCUGGUCGAGGCCUUCGAGGAGAUGAUCCGCAACCUCUUCUCCCUGCCCAUCGAUGUGCCGUUCAGUGGGCUCUACCGGGGCUUGCGGGCACGCAACAUCAUCCAUGCCAAGAUCGAGGAGAACAUCCGUGCCAAGAUGGCCCGCAAGGAGCCCGAGGGUGGCUACAAGGAUGCGCUGCAGCUGCUGAUGGAACACACCCAGGGUAACGGCGAGCAGCUCAACAUGCAGGAGCUGAAGGAGUCUGCCACAGAGCUGCUGUUCGGGGGCCAUGAAACCACUGCUAGUGCUGCCACGUCACUGAUUGCCUUCCUAGGGCUCCACCAUGAAGUCCUGCAGAAAGUGAGGAAAGAGCUGCAGGUCAAGGGGUUACUGUGCAGUUCCAACCAAGAGAAGCAGCUGGACAUGGAGGUCUUGGAGCAGCUGAAGUACACAGGCUGUGUCAUCAAAGAGACCCUCAGGUUGAGCCCGCCUGUUCCGGGAGGAUUUCGGAUUGCACUCAAGACCCUUGAGCUAAAUGGUUACCAAAUCCCUAAAGGUUGGAAUGUUAUUUACAGUAUCUGUGAUACACAUGAUGUGGCAGAUCUCUUUACCAACAAGGAAGAAUUUAACCCAGAUCGCUUCAUGUCUCCAUCUCCAGAGGACUCCUCUAGGUUCAGUUUCAUUCCUUUUGGUGGGGGCUUGAGGAGCUGCGUGGGCAAAGAGUUUGCAAAAGUCCUUCUAAAAAUAUUUACAGUGGAGUUGGCUCGGAGCUGUGACUGGCAGCUGCUGAAUGGACCUCCUACAAUGAAAACGGGCCCCAUAGUGUACCCUGUGGACAAUCUGCCUACCAAAUUCAUAGGUUUCAGCGGCCAAAUCUGAGAGCUCAACACUCACCUCCAAAUGG
This is a messenger RNA of Taeniopygia guttata (zebra finch), 1523 nucleotides long. It is a transcript of the gene CYP26A1, whose product is annotated as cytochrome P450 family 26 subfamily A member 1. Gene Ontology annotation, molecular function: oxidoreductase activity, acting on paired donors, with incorporation or reduction of molecular oxygen; heme binding; iron ion binding. The record is from RefSeq and is marked provisional. Gene Ontology annotation, biological process: sterol metabolic process. NCBI's taxonomy places the organism in Eukaryota, Metazoa, Chordata, Aves, Passeriformes, Estrildidae.